Ectocarpus siliculosus is the source of this 966-nucleotide messenger RNA. The record is from the annotation of a GenBank genome assembly. Lineage: Eukaryota; Phaeophyceae; Ectocarpales; Ectocarpaceae.
AUGGCUGACAAAGUCGAACGUCAACGUGACAGCGGACGUGACAGAGACUGGGUAAUUCGCUCGUGGAAGACCGGUGGGUUCGCGCGAACUUUAGCAGGGAGCGCUCCCGAGGCGAAGCUAGCUCAAUACGAGCAUUAUGUGCAGGAGCUAACGAGGGAUGGGCUGCAGUCCGAGGCUGGUUCCAAUGGUGGUGCCAGCACCGUCUCCACCGACGGAGAAACAAGCGACGGGAGCGGCGCUCUCUCAACCAGCUCCACCGCCGGUGACCCUAGCGCACCUGGUGUGGAGAAGGGCCACGACGGCACGGGCCCCGGGCUCGAAGACGAAGGAGGGCAGCCGGAUAAUCUCCGGUUUCAGGAGCAGCAAGUGUCGCUGGGGCAGCAGGACCAGCCCCCUCCUGACUUGGAUGACUUCCUCAGGGAAGCCCAAGCAAAGGCUCCCCUCUUCGCGGGCAUGAUUGUCAUUAUCAUGCCGGAGGCCUCCUCCGGACAGGUCGACAUGACGGAGAGGUCCUCCAAGUCGUGGGGGUUGGUGGCGGCGGACCACCAGGUCGUGACCAUCGACGGCGGUGGGGGUACGGGAGCCGGGGACGGCGAUGAUAAGGUUAUGAUUAAAGCACCCCGUACGGGGGCGAGGGCGCUACGAGUGGAACGAUCGCGGGUGGCGAAUUCCACCGCGUACCAGGGAAUGGCCAUGGAGGCAUGGGCUGCGGCGGAACCGAAAGCGAACGCCCUCACCAACCUCUCAACGGCGGCUUCUCACGAGGCCUACCGUGAGGAGGUCCGGGAGGCUGGGGGGUUGUGGACUCCCGACGAAGUGAGUGCGGCGCUCGAGGCUGCGACCCAACUGCGGUCGUUGGACGACUGCUACCACCGCCGCGAAAAAUGCUGCAUCAAGGUGCCUGAUGGGAAAAAAAAUCACCAUCUGGUGGACUUCUGCCGCCGCUUUAAGCGCAUCCCGCGGUGA